UAGCCUGUCUAAGUAUGUUCGUCGUAAAGUAAUUACUUGUACUUAAUUUCAGAUUCAACCUGUAACAUAAUACCAAUGUCCCAAUGGUCUGGAGAAUCCCUAAAUAGACAUAAGCUUCUCCCUCAACCCGUUGAUCUGGUCAUCAUUUUACAUUCUGUGACGUCAUCGUGCACUGAAGAUAUGCAGUGCGAACAUCUGGUUAGAGAGAUACGGAAAGCACAUUUACAUGUCGGAUUUGAUGAUAUUGGCUAUUCGUUCUUAAUUGGUGGUAAUGGAAAAAUAUAUGAAGGUGCUGGAUGGAAUUUUGUCGGUGCUCAUACGAAGGGACACAAUGCUAAGGCUUUGGGUAUUGCUUUCAUAGGAGAUUACAGAACCAUUAAACCAACACCUGCAGCGCUGCAAGCACUGCAAGAUCUACUUUCCUGCAGCGUGGAAGAGAAACAUUUGAAAGAAGACUACAAGCUGGUAGGCCAUCGGCAGCUGAGAGCCACUGAAAGCCCAGGAGCUACUUUACAGGCGAUUAUAGAGAUGUGGCCUCAUUGGCUGGCUGAUGUUAAGUACUUAAAUUAAGUAGUUACGUAGCGAUGAGAGACAGUGUAGUUU
Molecule: messenger RNA, 603 nt
Organism: Hyposmocoma kahamanoa
Lineage: Eukaryota; Metazoa; Arthropoda; Insecta; Lepidoptera; Cosmopterigidae
Product: peptidoglycan recognition protein-like
Exons: 4
Coding region: 76-570 (164 amino acids)
Biological process (GO): peptidoglycan catabolic process; innate immune response
Molecular function (GO): N-acetylmuramoyl-L-alanine amidase activity; zinc ion binding; peptidoglycan binding
Source: RefSeq, a predicted model, not a curated record